AUGGCUCCGAUCCAUGAAACUAUUCCCGGGACCGAGGUAUACGGUCCGGGCACUUUCAUUGACAAGCAAGUUCUCCCAGUUCCUCAGGAUGCUCGACGAGUAUUUGAGCUCCUUGCUUCGAAGACUCCCGGCUUUACUCAGAACAAAGCAGCAUGGGAUACUGUUCACUUUGAGGGUGGGUCAGAGCCGAUUGUUCAAGGUCCGAUCAAGGCCCCCGUCGUCGCAGCUGCACUGCAUGCCAUGGCCGGUCUGGUGGCUAAUGAGCUUCUGGAGCUUCGAGGCGGGAAGCCAGUGGCCGAUAAUAGUGUUACUGUUGACACUGAUCAUGCGGCAAUCUGGCUCGGUUCUGUCUUCACUGCGUACGUGAACGGUUCUGAUUUGUCGGCGACCAAAGAUCCCCGGGUCUGGUACCAGCUUCAUGGCUCGCUGGAUGCCGAUGCAGCCCUCAGCUCGAUGGGUAUCAAUCCUGAUGUGACCUUUGACACGCGUCAAGAAUACUACGACUAUAUUCAACAGCAUAUUAGCAAGUGGUCGCCGGAUGAACUUGAAAUGCACAAUUUGCGCCAUGGAUUGUGCGGAAGCAUCUGCUACUCUCCAGAUGGGUGGAGGAAGACAGAGAUGGGUAGACGACUGUCCAGACAUCCCUUGGUUAAUGUGACAGCGGAAACCUACGCUCGGCCUACCCCUCAGGUUCCUUUAGUCAAGGGGCUAUCUGAUAAGCGGCCACUGGCAGGCGUCAAAGUGCUGGAGAUGGUGCGUAUCAUAGCAGGGCCGCAGGUCGGAGUCUCGUUAGCAUCCUACGGAGCGGAUGUAAUCCGGGUGAAUUGCAGCAGACUGGUGGAUCUCAAUGUGCUGCAGCUGACACUGAACGCGGGAAAGAGGACUAUUGAUCUCGAUAUCACUCAGCCGGAAGAUAUGAAACGCUUGCAUGAGCUCCUCGAAGAUGUCGACAUUUUCAUCCAAGGGUUCCGUUUUGGGUCACUAGAGCGCAAGGGGCUUGGUCUGCAUAGCAUGCUGGAAUUGGCUGCUAGGAGAAACAAGGGAAUUAUUUACGUUGAUGAGAACUGCUACGGGCCAGACGGCCCCUUCGCCGAGCGUCCUGGCUGGCAGCAAAUCGGAGAUGCUGCGUCGGGAAGUUCGUAUGUCAUGGGUCGAUCGCAGGGGCAUGAAGACGGAAAGAGCGUACUACCACCGCUGCCAGUAUCCGAUAUGACCACUGGUAUCAUUGGCGCCCUUGGUGCGAUGAUUGCGCUGAAGAGAAGAACGGUAGAAGGAGGCUCAUACCAUGUCACUAGUUCUCUGGUUGCUGCAGAUGCUAUUGCACUGGAGAAGGAGAUAGGGUUGUACCCGCCUGAGGUGGUUCGGGACACUAACUCGCGAUGUGGAUUCAAGGAGAUUACGCCUGAUCAAUAUGUGACUGAGAUUUUGGUGCCGGUCAUUGAUGGUUGGAAGAAAGCGCUCCCUCAUUGUCUGGAUGAAAACUCAAAGUUCAUGACGACAUUUGACGAACCAGGGCCAUGGGGUCGUCUGUCAAUCUUGAAACCAGUUGCAAAGUUGGGUGUGGAGGAGUCAACGCCACAAUGGACUUCCCCCCCUGUACCUAACUGCCAUCACGACAAAACUAUCAGUUGGCUUUGA
Messenger RNA from Aspergillus heteromorphus CBS 117.55, 1638 nucleotides. RefSeq names its product alpha methylacyl-CoA racemase. The record is from RefSeq and is a predicted model, not a curated record. The transcript has 3 exons. Gene Ontology annotation, molecular function: catalytic activity. Lineage: Eukaryota; Fungi; Ascomycota; Eurotiomycetes; Eurotiales; Aspergillaceae. Bases 1 to 1638 code for a protein of 545 amino acids.